Molecule: messenger RNA, 2607 nt
Organism: Cynara cardunculus var. scolymus (artichoke)
Lineage: Eukaryota; Viridiplantae; Streptophyta; Magnoliopsida; Asterales; Asteraceae
Product: dolichyl-diphosphooligosaccharide--protein glycosyltransferase subunit STT3B
Exons: 6
Coding region: 66-2309 (747 amino acids)
Cellular component (GO): membrane
Molecular function (GO): oligosaccharyl transferase activity
Source: RefSeq, a predicted model, not a curated record
CUUCACUCUCUUCAUAGUUGUUGUGAAAUAGGGUAAGCUUUAGGGUAGGCUUAAAAUCAUCGAUCAUGGUCAGAAAAUCGGACGCCUUGAACGGCGGCUCGAAGUCUUCGUUGCCGCCGGUAAAUCAACCUAGCUCCCAGUCGGAUCUAUCAUCUCUGUCCAAACAUUUUUCAUUCAGAACCCUAAAGCUGAAAACCAAGCAACAAGAGCUCUUGAUCCGAGUCACCAUCUUAGGUCUCGUCUACAUUUUAGCUUUCAUCACUCGUCUCUUCAGUGUUCUCCGUUACGAGAGCAUGAUCCAUGAGUUUGAUCCUUAUUUCAACUACCGUACCACUUUGUACUUGACUGAAAAGGGUUUCUAUGAGUUUUGGAACUGGUUCGACUCAGAGAGUUGGUAUCCACUCGGCCGCAUCAUUGGGGGAACACUUUACCCUGGGCUUAUGGUCACGGCUGCUGUCAUUUACUGGGCUCUGAAAUUUCUUCGUUUUGCUGUUCACAUUCGUGAGGUCUGUGUGCUAACUGCCCCGUUUUUUGCUUCUAAUACUACCAUCGUCGCAUAUUUCUUUGGAAAAGAGUUAUGGGAUUCUGGUGCUGGUCUUGUUGCCGCUGCAUUAAUCGCUAUUUGCCCUGGGUACAUUUCUAGGUCGGUUGCUGGGUCCUAUGACAAUGAGGGUGUUGCUAUCUUUGCCUUGUUGCUCACUUUCUAUUUGUUUGUUAAGGCUGUUAAUACUGGAUCGCUUGCUUGGUCCCUUGCUUCGGCGUUUGGAUACUUUUAUAUGGUCUCGGCUUGGGGUGGCUAUGUAUUUAUCAUUAAUUUACUUCCCCUUUAUGUAUUGGUUCUGUUGAUUACUGGAAGGUACUCCAUGAGGCUGUAUGUUGCCUAUAAUUGUAUGUAUAUAGUGGGAAUGUUGCUUGCAAUGCAGAUCCGGUUUGUUGGGUUUCAGCAUGUUCAGUCAGGGGAGCAUAUGGCCGCAAUGGGGGUGUUCUUUCUGAUUCAGGUAUUUUACUUCUUAGAUUGGGUUAAGCACAUGCUUAAUGAUUCAAAGCUGUUUCAAGCCUUUUUGAGGAUUGGCGUGACAUGUGCGCUAGGUGUGGGUGUGGUUGCUCUAGGAGUUGGCACAGCCUCUGGCUACAUAUCUCCAUGGACUGGCCGUUUUUACUCUCUCCUGGACCCCACUUAUGCUAAAGAUCAUAUACCGAUAAUAGCUUCUGUCUCUGAGCAUCAGCCUACUGCAUGGUCAUCUUUCAUGUUUGAUUUCCAUAUCCUGCUUUUCUUAUUCCCAGCGGGUCUGUAUUUUUGCUUCCAACAACUGUCAGAUGCCACAAUUUUUAUUGUAAUGUAUGGUCUCACGAGCAUGUAUUUUGCUGGAGUGAUGGUUCGCUUGAUUCUUGUUGCAACACCUGCAGUAUGCCUUAUAAGUGCUAUUGCAGUCUCCGCUACACUAAAGAAUUUGACCCAAUUGGUGAGGGUAGAGAGCAAACCUGCUCAUACUGUGCUUGCCAAGGGAAUGAAUAGCACUAAGAGCUUGUCAAAGCAACAAGCUUCUCUUGAUGAAUCUGCGUCUUUCCUGAAAAAAGGUGCUAUGGUGUUGCUUCUUGGUGCUUAUUAUUUACUAAGCAGAUAUGCUAUCCAUUGUACAUGGGUCACCUCAGAGGCAUACUCAUCUCCCUCGAUUGUCUUGGCUGCAAGGGGUGCCCAUGGUCAAAGGGUAAUUUUUGAUGAUUAUCGUGAAGCGUACUUUUGGCUUCAGCAGAAUACUCCUUCAGAUGCUAAGGUAAUGUCUUGGUGGGAUUAUGGUUAUCAAAUCACUGCCAUGGGAAACAGAACUGUGAUUGUAGACAAUAACACCUGGAAUAAUACACAUAUUGCUACCGUUGGACGGGCAAUGUCCUCAUAUGAGGAUGAAGCUUAUGAGAUAAUGAGGUCACUGGAUGUGGACUAUGUUUUGGUUGUAUUUGGAGGUGUUACUGGUUACUCUUCUGAUGAUAUUAACAAGUUUCUAUGGAUGGUUAGAAUUGGAGGUGGAGUUUUCCCUGUGAUCAAGGAACCUGAUUAUCUUGUUAAUGGUGAAUACCGUGUCGAUAAAGGAGCAGCUCCCAAGAUGUUGAAUUGUUUAAUGUACAAGCUCUCCUAUUAUCGGUUUGGGGAGCUGACAACGGAAUAUGGGAAACCUCCAGGGUACGAUAGAGCAAGGGGUGUGGAAAUAGGGAACAAAGAUGUGAAGCUUGAAUACCUGGAAGAAGCAUUCACGACGUCAAACUGGAUCGUUAGGAUUUACAAAGUUAAACCACCCAGCAAUAGAUGGUAACUCAAGUCAACCGUAGGAAGGAUCCAACUGUAUCUUGCUGCCGUUUUAGGUUUCGUUUCUACCACCGUUUUCUUUUUUUCAUCAUUUUCAAUUGCAGAGAUUAGACUAGAAAGAAUAUUUAACUUGAUGUUUUUCCUCUUUUUCUCAUUCAAAUUUUGACCUAAAGAUCUGAAGAAUAUCUCGUCUUUGUGAGUGGUUUUUAUUGCUUUCUUAAUGUAGUUAACAAAAUAUGGAAUGAUUUAUAUUUUGAUUAUUUGCAGGGAAAUUUAUAGUAGCUGUUUAACUUAUCAUCAAAUUC